GUCUUCUCAUUCUACACAACUCUGCAGCUUUUUACCAGAUGCACAGCAGUUUGAUCUUCUAAGAGAGUUUCUGUGAGUCCUUCCUUGAUGAGAGCUUUACCCGCAUGACCUCUCACUAUGCCUUCCCACACCUUGAGACGUUCCUACUGUCGCCAAAUUGCCCAAGCAUAUCGGCAUGCGACAUUUCCUGCCAGUCAACCGUUCCUUCAGACGAGACGCCAUUCUAGCAAAUCUGUCCGUCAUACUACCUCCCAUAAUUUGUGGAGCCGACAAUCUGCUGUUCUCUUCGCUGCCGCCGCAACUGUUGCCUUGGUCUAUACCAAUUCCCGAACCCAUCAAGUUCAAGCAGAAGCCCCUGCCACAGAUGGCGCUGAACUUCGAAUCGAGAAACCUAGGAAGAAGAAAGAAUCUAAAGAGGAGAAUAGGGAUCUACUCAGCUCACAGCACUUGCAAGUGAAGAGAAGUUGGGAAAAUCCUGGUGUUUACAUCUGGGGCUCAAAUACUGGCAAAGUUGCGGCACCUGAUUCCAAUGAGCCUUACGUCAAAAGUCCCCAACGUCUCGCCUAUUUUGAUGACCUCGUCCUGCGAGAUCUCAAGAUCGAUCGGAAUUUUGGUGCAGCUUUGUUAGAGAAUGGCGACCUCGUUCAAUGGGGGAAAGCUUACUCAGAAGACACGACCCAGCCCUCCAUCACUUUAAAGGGCAAAAACCUCAGUUCCAUCCAGAUCUCCCGAGACCGCAUCAUUGCCCUGUCCCGGAAUGGUACCGUUUACUCCAUCCCGGUAUCCAAGUCUGAUCAAGAGACCGGCCACAAGCUCUCUGAAAGUACUUGGAUUCCCUUUUCCAGUAGCACGGCCGACAUCAGUUAUCGCAAACUCCAACCCCAAAAUUUGGGUAGAGGAGAAAAAGUCACCAACAUCAGCAGUGGCCUUGAGCACGCCUUGCUUCUGACGAAUUCUGGUCGUGUCUUCUCUGCUGCAUCGGGUACUCAAGACUUCCCGAGCAGAGGUCAACUUGGUGUACCGGGCAUUACAUGGCUAUCCCGCCCUGCGGGCGCUUACGAUAUGUGCCAUGAGCUCACCACCCUUCGGGGCUUUGACAUCGAGAAAAUCGCAACCGGAGACUACCACUCUCUUGUCCUGGAUAAGCAAGGUCGGGUGUUUUCCUGGGGAGACAAUUCUUCUGGCCAGCUCGGCUUCGACUCCAAUUCUGAGUCUGCUUUUAUCGAUGCUCCAUCUCUUCUCGCCAUCAACAAGCUCUAUCAGGGAACCUCUCAGUCUCCCAAGGUGACCAACAUCUCUGCUGGAGGAUCCAAUAGCUUCUUCUCGAUCGACGCUACCCGCGUCGCCCAUCCCGAUGAGGACCCUGCAGAAGUACAUACUCUGAACCGUGUGACAGCAGACAUAUGGGCGGCAGGCGAAGGCAUCAAAGGAUCCUUGGGCAAUGGCAGAUGGACCCAUGUCCAGGGUCGACCCACCAAGGUACCGAGCCUCAGUGGGUUAUUCGAGUAUGAUGAAACAGCCAAGGCGGUGAUACCCAUCCGCAUGGCGCAGAUUUCAGUGGGCUCCAAUCAUGCCUCGGCCGUCAUGGACAAUGUUACGUACCUCAAUGCGAGCGAGAGAGGCACCGAGAACGACACGAAUUGGGGAGCUGAUGUUCUCUGGUGGGGUGGGAAUGAAUAUUAUCAACUGGGAACCGGGAAGCGGAACAAUGUGGCGACUCCGCAGUAUAUCCGGCCGCUGGAUAUGGCCGCUGAGAUUGAGGCGGGAAGAAGGGAAGAACAUCGAUUUCAUGCCACGCCAAAACACAGGGUCAGCGUCAAAGGCCGCCAGGUCAAUAUGGAGCAGCGGGUCGAGUGUGGAAGGAAUGUGACGGCUGUCUAUUCAGGGAUCUGAGAUUGAAGCUUGGAUGGUGAUAGGGGUGUGUCUGCGCUUGUGGCUCUCGAAGAACAUUGUGUUAACAUCAAUCGCGGUGUCGAGAAGCAUUCUCGUGUUUGGAGCGUAUCCGGGAGUCAAGUCGCUGUGGUUCUGCACUAGGUCGCCGAGACUUGUUCAGCUCGACUUGACGCGCAUCCUGAAACGUUCUGAUGAAUAUUGUAUUCAUGUGUAAUCGUGAGAAAUCAAUUCCCUACUCUCUUCUGUUCCAGUCAAUGGCAAUCAUCAAUCAUGUCUACUCUAUACAGCGCUAUUACCAAGUCUCGACCGAAACCUGAGCCAAUUCACAAAACAC
Messenger RNA from Exophiala mesophila, 2227 nucleotides. RefSeq lists its product as uncharacterized. The transcript has a single exon. Gene Ontology annotation, cellular component: mitochondrial inner membrane. NCBI's taxonomy places the organism in Eukaryota, Fungi, Ascomycota, Eurotiomycetes, Chaetothyriales, Herpotrichiellaceae. Gene Ontology annotation, biological process: mitochondrial respiratory chain complex III assembly. The record is from RefSeq and is a predicted model, not a curated record. Bases 118 to 1893 code for a protein of 591 amino acids.